AUGGAAGCAUCCAAACAACAUCCAAACAUGGUGCAAUCUCCUCCAAUGCUCUUUACGAGGAAGAAAUGGACCAAAUUCGAUAGAAAUGUUGCUUCUUACUUUCUCCUUUUGCAUCUACUUUGUAUUUUGGCACCCUUCUAUUUCACUUGGACUUCUUUCUUUCUUACUAUCAUAUUAGCCAAUCUAACCGGCAUGGCCAUUAGUGUUUCGUAUCAUAGAAACCUUGCACAUCGAGCCUUCAAACUUCCCAAAUGGCUCGAGUAUUCCCUUGCUUAUUGUGCUGCUCAUGCAAUUCAGGGUGAUCCGAUUGAUUGGGUGAGCACACACAGGUGUCAUCAUCGAUACGUCGAUACGGAACGAGACCCACAUAGUCCGAUAUAUGGAUUUUGGUUUAGUCAAAUGACGUGGUUUUUUGAUUCGUAUAACUUGACUAGAAAAGUGUGUCCGAACUAUUUUAAGAACUUUGAAAAGGUGGAAAGAAACAUGUUUAUGUUCUUCAUGAAGCAUGGAUAUCCAGACAAUGUCAGGGACUUGGAGAAACAAUGGUUCUAUAGGUUUAUGCGUAAAACCUAUUGGCUUCAUCCAUUGGCUCUGGCAGGGUUGCUGUAUGCUGUUGGAGGAGUUCCUUAUGUCAUAUGGGGAAUGUGCGUGAGGUUCGUAUUGAGCUUGCAUAUAACAUCUAUGGUCAAUUCGGUUUGCCAUAUUUGGGGAACGCAACCAUGGAAUACGGGCGAUUUAUCGAGGAACAAUUGGAUGGUAGCUUUGAUAACGUUCGGAGAAGGAUGGCACAACAACCACCACGCCUUCGAGUAUUCAGCAAGGCAUGGGCAUGAAUGGUGGGAGAUUGAUUAUGGUUGGUAUGUCAUUAAGUUCCUUCAAGUCAUUGGGUUAGCCACCUGCGUCAAAUUACCCUCUCAAACCCAGAAGCUGGCUGCCUUAAACAAAUCAAAACCUCACCUUACUUAACCCUAUGAUUCAUUAAGAACACCAUUAUUAUAUUGUCUCAUUUCAGAAUGUGUUGCAAAAUCAAUAUUAUAUCAAUAUAUGAACUUAUUGUAC
This is a messenger RNA of Cucurbita moschata (crookneck pumpkin), 1059 nucleotides long. Its product is annotated as palmitoyl-monogalactosyldiacylglycerol delta-7 desaturase, chloroplastic-like. Gene Ontology annotation, molecular function: oxidoreductase activity, acting on paired donors, with oxidation of a pair of donors resulting in the reduction of molecular oxygen to two molecules of water. Bases 1 to 966 code for a protein of 321 amino acids. Gene Ontology annotation, biological process: lipid metabolic process. Gene Ontology annotation, cellular component: endoplasmic reticulum membrane. Lineage: Eukaryota; Viridiplantae; Streptophyta; Magnoliopsida; Cucurbitales; Cucurbitaceae. The transcript has 4 exons. The record is from RefSeq and is a predicted model, not a curated record.